AUGCACACUACAGAAGACUCUGGCGUUGCGCUUACCUCUGGCGCCAACUGGGGCCCCUCCUGCCGACUCCCUUUCGCUCCCGCUGCCCUCCUCACGGCCCCGGACGACUCGCCCCGGCCUGCUCAAUUCUUUUCAACGCGCUCGAACGAAGACACUAGGCGGCAACGCGGACGAUACACUCGCCAUUGUAGCUGGUGGAGCUCUGGGCGCAACUUCUGCCACCGCGCGCCAUCGCGACGGUGGAUCGGCGGGAAAAUGGACACGCGCAAGGCGCCACACUCUGUCGUCCUUCGUGUGGCCUUGCGCAACGAUCUGCUGGUUGGAUCUGGGCUGGCGCCAGGCGCGACGCUGGCCAAAUCUUGGCCAUUUCGGCGGAUGUCUCGACGCGUUUCGGCGGGCUAUGUAGGGCCGCGCUCGCUGUCGACAUUGGUCUGCACAAGAUCGCGCAGGCAGAGUGCACGUCCUGCUCAAUUCUUUUCAACGCGCUCGAACGAAGACACUAGGCGGCAACGCGGACGAUACACUCGCCACUGUAGCUGGUGGAGAGUUCUGGGCGCACCUUCUGCCACCGCGCGCCAUCGCGACGGUGGAUCGACGGGAAAAUGGACAGGCACCACGCGCCACACUCUGUCGUCCUUCGUGUGGCUUGCGCAACGAUCUGCCGGUUGGAUCUGGGCUGGCGCCAGGCGCGACGCUGGCCAAAUCUUGGCAGUUUCGGCCACGAUUGGUCCCGAGGUGCGCCUGGGACACAUCCCAGAUGUCUCGACGCGUUUCGGCGGUCUGCAUCGGCCGCGCUCGCUGUCGACAGUGGUCUGCACAAGAUCGCGCAGGCAGAGCGAACGCGGCCGUCCAGCCGCUGAAGUUUUCAAGACAAGCGGGCCAACGGCUGGCCCUGCGCUCGCCGAUCUCUGGACCUUCAGGAUGAGACGGGGCAAUAUGCCCCUCUAUCCCCAGCGAGUUUCACGCGGGACGACUGCGGGCUUGGGUCAGCGCUGCCCGGCCAGGACUUUCCGCGGCCAGCGACGUUCCGCUGCCCUCGAACGAAAAAGGAUUCUGGUCCUCCAGGGGCGGCGUACACGUCAAGAGAGACUCGCGAGACACAUCCUAGAUGCUCUCGAUCCGUCUCCGCGGGCUAUGUACUCCGCGUUCGCUGUGGACCGCGUUGUGCACACGAUCGACAGCGUUGGCUUGCUUCUUCAACUUCUCAAAGUUUGGAAGCGAACAGGCCAGCGGCUGGCCCUCCGCUCGCCGAUCUCCGUUGCGCGAAACUCGAGCCUGGCGAGCCGAGUCCUCGCUCGUUCGGCCUGGCGCUUUCAGGCCACUGUCUGGGUCUGCGCGGUCCUCCCGCUGUCUUCCGAGGCCAGGGGCGUUCCGGCCCGCAUCGCGGCCGUUCGGCGUGGAAACUUGCGCCCGGACAGCGAGCAUACGCCCGCCCAUCUCCUGGGAAUCGCAAGCGGAACGACGCCCUCGUCUUGCCGCAGCGCCGAACCAGCUCUCGCACAAGUCAAGCCCGACGUGCCCUGCGCGUUCUGCUUGCAAACAGCCGCCAUUAGUUUUUUCAGAUAUUACCUCACUGCUCAGUCAAUUUGCAGCCCGCAAAUGCAACGAGGUGGCCACAGCGCUGUCGUCAAAGCCAAUCCCCGAAGUACUUCCUUUACCGCGGCCCUUGACGAAGCUGGCACGGUGGCGAUACUGCCGGGCUGGCUCGUAGUCGGCACCGCCGUGUAUAAGUCUUCUGGCUCAUCACAAACAGCAUACUGA
Mycena indigotica is the source of this 1761-nucleotide messenger RNA. RefSeq lists its product as uncharacterized. The transcript has 9 exons. The record is from RefSeq and is a predicted model, not a curated record. NCBI's taxonomy places the organism in Eukaryota, Fungi, Basidiomycota, Agaricomycetes, Agaricales, Mycenaceae. The coding region runs from base 1 to 1761 and encodes 586 amino acids.